AUGUCGAACCUCAACUCUUGGGAAGAUGACCCUUCGGCCCAGGACGAGAAUCUCUCUCGCCAGGCCCAGCAGCAGCUCAACAUGAAUGCGGCCAACCAGCAGCAGCAGGGUGGUUUCCGCCCAGCGAUUCCUACUUUUCAGCCUGGUGCUGCAUCUUUCCAGCCAGGCGCUCAGUCCUUCACUCCCGGACAGCAAUACGGCGGAGGAUACGGCCAGCAGUACCAGCAGCAACAGCAUCAAUACUACCAGCAAGGGUACUACCCGCAGUACGGCCAGGGCCAGCAAUUCAGCCAGUACAAUCAGCAGGGCCAGGGUGGCAACUUCAGCCAAGGAUAUAAGCAAGGACAGGAUACAGGAUACCCCCAAUAUGGCCAGCAGCAAGGCCAGCAGUACCAGCCUCAAGCUUCCAAAGCCCCUGCCACUCAAGCGGCUCCUGCGGCAUCCAACGCUACCAAGCCCGUCGCUACCAAGCAGGGCGGCGCCAAGGUUCUGAGCAUUGGUGGUGAUUCGGCCAAGCCCAAGGUCGCCAAGGUACUCUCCAUUGGUGGACCCUCUGUCCCGGCCAAGUCUGAUGAAAAGGCUGAGACCAAGGUCGAUACCAAGCCGGAACCCACCGACAAGCCUGAGGCUGGACAAAAGACGACAGCCGCGAAGGCUAUCGAGAAGACUGGAGAGAAGACCAUGGCCUCCAGCGGACGUACCUCGCCCACUCCUUCAUCUGGCCGUUCAAGCCCCUCGGGAGACAAGAAACCUCAGCGCGAUGUCGAUGCAGUCACGAAGGAGCAAGCGGCCGACGUCGACGAAGAGACACUCAAAGAAAUUUAUGGCAAGGAGCAUGUAAACGUCAUCUUUAUUGGACACGUUGAUGCCGGUAAAUCCACACUUGGCGGUUCGAUUCUCUACGCUACUGGUAUGGUCGACGAGCGAACCAUGGACAAGUACAAGAAGGAGGCCAAGGACCUUGGUCGUGAAACUUGGUAUUUGUCAUGGGUCAUGGAUCUGACGAAGGAAGAACGCUCGAAGGGCAAGACUGUCGAGGUUGGUCGCGGUUUCUUCGAGACGGAGAAACGCAGAUACAGCAUUCUCGAUGCCCCUGGCCACAAGACGUAUGUGCCCAACAUGAUCGGUGGUGCUUCUCAGGCCGAUGUUGGCAUUCUGGUCAUUUCGGCCAGAAAGGGUGAAUACGAAACUGGUUUCGAGCGUGGUGGUCAGACUCGUGAGCACGCCAUGUUGGCCAAGACGCAGGGUGUCAACAAGCUCAUUGUUGUCAUCAACAAGAUGGAUGACCCUACUGUCGAAUGGUCACAUGAGCGCUACCUGGAAUGCACAACCAAGCUCGCUCAAUUCCUCAAGGGAACUGGCUACAAUCUAAAGAACGACGUCUUCUUUAUGCCCGUCGCUGCUCAGACGGGCCAGAACAUCAAGGAUCGUCUGCCCAAGGGCAAAGCUCCUUGGUACGAUGGCCCAUCGCUGCUCGAGUAUCUCGACAGCAUGACUGCACUGGAGCGCAAAAUCAACGCACCCUUUAUGAUGCCUGUCAAUGCAAAGUACAAGGAUAUGGGAACUAUGAUUGACGGCAAGAUUGAGGCUGGUGUUAUCAAGAAGGGUAUGAGCCUUGUGAUGAUGCCUCGCAAGCAGAAUGUGGAACUGUCUGCGCUUUACGGAGAGCAGGAAGAGGAAGUUUCUGUACUGCAGUGUGGUGACCAAGUUCGCCUGCGUCUCAAGGGCAUUGAGGAGGAAGAUAUUCUCCCUGGCUUUGUGCUGUGCUCGCCCAAGCGUCUUGUGCACUGCGUCUCCGAGUUUGAGGCGCAAAUCAGAAUCCUGGAUCUCAAGAGUAUUUUGACAUCUGGCUUCAACUGUGUUCUCCACGUGCAUUCGGCGAUUGAAGAGGUUACGUUCUCGGCGUUGCUUCACAAGUUGCAGAAGGGAACCAACCGCAAGAGCAAGCUGCCUCCUACACACGCGAAGAAGGGCGACAGCAUCAUUGCUCGCAUGCAAGUCAUUGGUGGCGCUGGAGCUGUCUGUGUUGAGCGAUUCGAGGACUAUGCCCAGAUGGGCCGUUUCACGCUUCGUGAUCAGGGACAAACGAUUGCCAUUGGUAAAAUUACGAAGCUGAUUCUUGACGAAUAA
Beauveria bassiana ARSEF 2860 is the source of this 2130-nucleotide messenger RNA. Its product is annotated as elongation factor Tu GTP binding domain-containing protein. Gene Ontology annotation, molecular function: GTPase activity; GTP binding; translation release factor activity. Gene Ontology annotation, cellular component: translation release factor complex. The record is from RefSeq and is a predicted model, not a curated record. The transcript has 3 exons. The coding region runs from base 1 to 2130 and encodes 709 amino acids. Lineage: Eukaryota; Fungi; Ascomycota; Sordariomycetes; Hypocreales; Cordycipitaceae. Gene Ontology annotation, biological process: translation; translational termination; nuclear-transcribed mRNA catabolic process, deadenylation-dependent decay.